UCUGUCCGUGGGUUUGCAGAGAGAUAAAAACUGAGGAGAGGGUUGCAGCUAGAGUACUCAGGUGUGGAUCCUGGGGGCUGGCGUGAUGGCUACGGGCGCGGAUGUACGGGACAUUCUAGAGCUCGGGGGUCCAGAGGGAGAAGCCGCUUCUGGGACCAUCAGCAAGAAGGAUAUUAUCAACCCGGAUAAGAAAAAGUCCAAGAAGUCCUCAGAGACACUGACCUUCAAGAGGCCUGAGGGCAUGCACCGGGAAGUCUAUGCUUUGCUUUACUCUGACAAAAAGGAUGCACCCCCAUUACUGCCCAGUGACACUGGUCAGGGGUAUCGAACAGUGAAGGCUAAAUUGGGGUCCAAGAAGGUUCGGCCUUGGAAGUGGAUGCCAUUUACCAAUCCAGCUCGAAAGGAUGGCGCUAUGUUUUUUCACUGGCGACGAGCAGCGGAGGAGGGCAAGGACUACCCUUUUGCCAGAUUCAAUAAGGGUUGGCUCCAGGCGUGCUCAGACCCAGCCAUGGCUACCCACUCAGUUCUAAGUCAGGUUCUGUGGAUCUCUUUUGCCUAUUGGAGUCUGUCUUUCCCUGGAUCUACUGUGGCCAUUCAGAUGUUGCUGAUGCUGAGAGCUGUGUCCCAGACAGUACAGGUGCCUGUGUACUCAGAGCAGGAGUACCAACUCUACCUUCAUGAUGAUGCAUGGACUAAAGCAGAGACUGACCACCUCUUUGACCUCAGCCGCCGCUUUGAUCUACGCUUUGUAGUCAUUCAUGAUCGGUAUGACCACCAGCAGUUCAAGAAGCGUUCUGUGGAAGACCUGAAAGAGAGGUACUACCACAUCUGUGCCAAGCUUGCCAACGUGAGGGCUGUGCCAGGCACAGAUCUCAAAAUACCAGUAUUUGAUGCUGGUCAUGAGAGACGGCGGAAGGAACAGCUGGAGCGGCUUUACAAUCGGACCCCAGAGCAGGUGGCAGAGGAGGAGUACCUGUUACAGGAACUGCGUAAGAUUGAGGCCCGGAAAAAAGAGCGGGAGAAGCGCAGCCAGGACCUGCAGAAGCUGAUUACAGCAGCAGACACCACUGCUGAGCAGCGGCGCACAGAACGCAAGGCUCCCAAGAAGAAGCUGCCCCAGAAGAAGGAGGCUGAGAAGCCGGCUGUUCCCGAGACCGCAGGCAUCAAGUUUCCAGACUUCAAGUCGGCAGGUGUCACACUACGGAGCCAGCGGAUGAAGCUGCCUAGCUCUGUGGGUCAGAAGAAGAUCAAGGCGCUGGAACAGAUGUUGCUGGAACUUGGUGUGGAGCUCAGCCCCACGCCCACGGAGGAGCUGGUGCACAUGUUCAACGAGCUGCGGAGUGACCUGGUGUUACUGUACGAGCUCAAGCAGGCCUGUGCCAACUGUGAAUACGAGCUGCAGAUGCUGCGGCACCGGCAUGAGGCCCUCGCCCGGGCAGGAGUGCUGGGGGCCCCUGUCACACCAGCACUGGGACCAGCCCCGGCCGCUGCUGAGCCAGCAGUGUCUGAAUCUGGACUUGGUCUUGAGCCCACCAAGGACACCAUCAUUGAUGUAGUGGGUGCACCCCUCACACCUAACUCGCGGAAACGACGGGAAUCCGCCUCCAGCUCAUCUUCUGUGAAGAAAGCCAAGAAACCAUGAAGGGCCAUCAGGGUUGGUGGUAUGGUGUAAAUAGAGCUGUUAAGUUGGACUGA
Psammomys obesus (fat sand rat) is the source of this 1695-nucleotide messenger RNA. It is a transcript of the gene Dmap1, whose product is annotated as DNA methyltransferase 1 associated protein 1. Gene Ontology annotation, cellular component: NuA4 histone acetyltransferase complex; nucleus; Swr1 complex. Gene Ontology annotation, biological process: chromatin remodeling; negative regulation of transcription by RNA polymerase II; DNA repair. Gene Ontology annotation, molecular function: transcription corepressor activity. The coding region runs from base 86 to 1642 and encodes 518 amino acids. The record is from RefSeq and is a predicted model, not a curated record. NCBI's taxonomy places the organism in Eukaryota, Metazoa, Chordata, Mammalia, Rodentia, Muridae. The transcript is spliced from 12 exons.